This is a messenger RNA of Camellia sinensis, 1241 nucleotides long. Lineage: Eukaryota; Viridiplantae; Streptophyta; Magnoliopsida; Ericales; Theaceae. The record is from RefSeq and is a predicted model, not a curated record.
ACCCAAUAAACUACCUACCAAACCCAAGCAGUAGCUUCCCCCAAAGUUUUCCCCAAAUUGUGAUUUCUUUCGCAUCUCCAUAAAUAAAUAAUCACCUUCCUUCUCUCCUCCAUACCGAUUACGAUUACGACUACGACAUGAGUGAACAAGCAAGUACUGGCGCCGUUAAUCUGCCACUCCAAGACCGAGUGGCAAUCGUCACCGGCGGCUCCCGAGGAAUCGGCCGAGCCAUCGCCCUCCACCUGGCCUCCCUCGGCGCCAAAAUCGUCAUCAACUACUCCUCCAAUUCAUCCCAAGCCGAACUCGUUGCCUCCCAAAUCAACAGCAAUAGUAGUACCAGUGGCUGCCGCCGAGCCAUCACCGUCCAAGCCGACGUCUCCGAUCCAGCCCAAGUGAAGUCCCUCUUCGAAGCCGCCGAAUCCACCUUCAAUUCCCAACCCCACAUCUUCAUCAAUUCCGCCGGCGUACUCGACCCCAAGUACCCAACCCUCUUCAACACUUCCAUCCAAGAUUUCGACAAAACUUUCAGGGUGAACACGAGGGGGGCCUUCCUCUGCUGCAAGGAGGCAGCGAAUCGGCUGAAGCGGGGCGGUGGUGGGAGGAUUAUAUGCUUGUCUUCGUCGCAGGUAGGGUCGCUGAGGCAGGGUUUUGGGGCUUAUGCAGCGUCCAAGGCAGCAGUGGAAGCGAUGGUGAAGGUAAUGGCAAAGGAGCUGAAAGGGACGGGAAUCACCGCUAACUGCGUGGCUCCAGGGCCGAUUGCUACUGAGAUGUUUUUCGAUGGGAAGACGGAGGAGAUGGUGAGGAAGGUGGUGGAGGAGUGCCCUUUGGGUCGACUCGGUGAGACCCACGAUGUGGCUCCUGUUGUUGGGUUCUUGGUUAGCGACGCUGGUGAGUGGGUUAAUGGCCAGGUCGUACGUGUCAAUGGUGGCUACGUCUGAUUCUCAUUCUCAUUCCCAUUCCCAUUCCGAUUCCUAUUCCGAUUCUGAUUCUGAUUCUAAUCAGUAGCUUAUUUGCUAAGUUAUAUUACCCAAGAAAGAGUGGGAGGCAUUGAGUGAGUUAUUGAGUGAGUUGAUUGGAUUAAAAUUCUGACUCCGACACCAUGCUGUAUGAGAAUAUCAAUUUGUGUGUCGAGAGGUGGAUGUGGAGCAUUGAAUUCUAGACAAAGCGAGUAUAAUCUUUUAUUUCAGCACGUAUUAUGUUUUUGUGAUUCUCUGUAAAGCAUUUGGCUGCAUUACUUGUAA